Messenger RNA from Parnassius mnemosyne (clouded apollo), 213 nucleotides. The record is from the annotation of a GenBank genome assembly. Lineage: Eukaryota; Metazoa; Arthropoda; Insecta; Lepidoptera; Papilionidae.
AUGUACGUGAAGAUAGAGAGUGAACGACUACGAUACUUGCGACAUAACCAACAGAAGCUGCGUGCGGAAGAAUACAUUCACUUGCAAAAUGCUAUUGUGAACAACGCUGAUACUGCCGAAAUUGUCCACGUCACAUGCAAGAAUAUAUACAGGAUGCUUUUGACUUUCGUGCGCGAAUAUGGACGACCGUGUUUUUAUUACUUUUACAUGUAA